Plenodomus lingam JN3 is the source of this 5466-nucleotide messenger RNA. RefSeq lists its product as uncharacterized. NCBI's taxonomy places the organism in Eukaryota, Fungi, Ascomycota, Dothideomycetes, Pleosporales, Leptosphaeriaceae. Gene Ontology annotation, cellular component: ER to Golgi transport vesicle membrane; endoplasmic reticulum exit site. Gene Ontology annotation, biological process: Golgi organization; autophagy; COPII vesicle coat assembly. The record is from RefSeq and is a predicted model, not a curated record.
AUGGCAGGCGAACCCGCGGCCCAGUCGGUCGACGCAGCCAGCCAUGGGUCCGCCUCAUGGAAUCCCGCCUUGCGCCGCGAGAAGGACGUCCGUCCCGCGCCCAUUGCACAGCCACCCGCGAAGUCGGCUUCUGAAUCUUCCGAGGACGAAACCGAAGACGAUUCGGAAGAGUCGGAAGAGUCGGAAGAGGAUGAAGCAGGGGAGGAGCAAAGCGAGGAAGAAAGUGACGAGCAAAGCGAAGAGGACGAAACUCCAGCAGAGGUGCGGCAACCUGCACCUCCCAACAAGGACACAUUGGGCGACAAGAUCAGUGCGAAUCACGACUCUCCUGCGCAGACCAAUAACGACAAAACCUCCCAAAGUUUUCUACCCCCACCAUCAGCCGUUGCGAAAGUAGGUGCCGUCGAUAACAGCCAGGACGAUUCCUUGGUCGCUGCCACCACUGUUCUCGACAUCAACGACCAGUCGGAGGCCGAAUCGAGCGAAGAGGAGGGUUCUGAUGAGAAGAGCAGUGAGGAGAGCUCUGAAGAGGAAGAGGAGCGCCCGGCCGAACACUAUGAACACCAGGGUGAGACAUCAGCCUUGGAAGAGGCCAUGACAGACAAUGUCCAGGCUCCUCUCGUAGCCGAUAGCGAAGCAGAUGAGUGGGGCAAUUCAGGCGAGGCCCUUGACUUUGGCCAGCAACUACACGCGGCUCCCCUCAAGACACCGGUAGCAGAAGCAGUGGGCACCACAGUCGGGGACGACAUGAUUGGAAACACAAAUGUGGGAGGAAACGCAGGCGAAGACAUGGAUUGGGGCAACACAGGAGAAGGAGAGGACUUCUUUGGAAGUGCGGCUAACCAGACCGUUGAGCCCGCACAGGACCAAGAUGUCACCCCUGGAGCACAUGUGGUGGACCAAGGAACUUUCUCGACUACCAGAGAUGAGUGGGAUCUGGAUCUGGAUCUAGACGAUGAGUUCCUACCCGAGACAACAGAGGCGCCGGUGUUUGAGUUGAGUGACGACGAUGGCUUUCUCGAAGAAGACACCUCGGAGGCAGUACCACAGCCUGUGCAGCCUGCUACCCCAGGAUCGAGUGGUGCAAGCCGAUAUGCGCCCCAGGCUGCUCAGCCCUCGUCGACAACGAACCCAUAUGCCCCCCAGAGUCCACAGAUGGCCAGCAUACCACAGACACAACAGAGGAGCCCAGCUGUACCGGCGUACAAUGGCUUCGGUCAAAAUACAGCCUACCAGCAACAGCCGCCUCGGCCACCCAUGCCCAGCUCAGCUCAAAGUUUCGUCGACAAGUCUAAAGGGGGUUAUGCCUCGCCUUAUGACCUGCCAGAUGAUAUCAUCACGACUCGAAAACGACCAGCGCCACGAACCGCCGUCACAGCUACUCCUGCUCACCCACCGCCCCGGACUAGUAGCGUGUCGUCGAUCACAGGACCACCUCGGCCUGUCCCUGCAUCGAACAUGUCUGCAGCAAGCCUAUCCCCACCACCAUCCGCCAAUUCGACGCAGUCCGUGACAGGCUUGCCAGCUGUUGUCCCCAACCAGGUCGUCCCACCGUCCAAGUCCCCUUCGAGUGAUUUCUUCGCUGAACUGCCUGUGACGACCAAACCAAGGCCAUCGGGGCGUUAUACACCACAGCCGAACAACCCUGCUCAACAACCUGUGCAUCCGCCUGCUCAAAAUUCUGCUCCGCCUCCAGUACAACAUGCACCUCCCCAAUUUCCUCUAAAGGAACGCACAGCUUCAUGGUCAAGUUUACGCAAUGAGUUCCAUCCUGAUUCAGGACCUACCGCCCCUCCACUUAGACAGCCUGAACAGCUUCCCAUGUUCCCAAAUCAGCCAUCCGUACCUACAAGAACCAACAGCCUCCCGGUACCACCAUCAGCGCAAGCACCCCCCACGGCAAGAUAUUCUCCUGUACCACCUUCCACGCUGCCAUCUGCCAAUCCUCGAUACUCCCCCGCACCACCAAAUGCCAUUGCACCGAAUUCACGCUACUCUCCCGCGCCCCAAUCGGCACCUCAUGGCCAAACUCACGCUCGAUAUGUGUCGGAACCGCACUCGAAUAUGCACCGCACUCCCUCACAGCCUUUUGCACCUCGUACAUCUAGUCCGCUGGCGUUCCACUCUACCUCCCAACAGCAAGACAAGGCAUCCGAGAACAACUACACUCCUGCUCAUUAUGUUACACAAUCAGCAGACGGUGUACCUCGUCCUCCGUUCAAAAGCCCGCUUGGCGACGUCAGUGAACUCGAGGAAGCGGAUGCAGGAUUGAGCUCCCGACCCCCUACGGGCACUACGGGAAGGUCGGAAACGCCUCCUCUGCGAAGCUCGCCAUCUUCAGCGACUGGAUCGCCGAGGAAGCGUGGCAACUACGCUCCAACCUAUCCACCCACGACUAUACCAGAACAACAACACGCCAUCACUCAGUCGCCUACAUCGAACUUCAAGCAGCCCCCUCGAACUUUGUCAGCUUCGGAACCUUCCAACAGCGCGUACGGGUUCAUGCCUCCGACUACCACUCAGAGCAUGCAUUCUCUUGCUUCUGGCAUAAUCAAUACUAUUCCUCCUCGGCAACAAGCUUUCUUGGAUUACGACUGCAUAGUCCCGGAGGAUGAACGCGCCAACGACCCACUGCAGCGAUGGAAAGGUCAUCCAGUCUUCACUUGGGGUCUGGGUGGCACUGUAGUCACAAGCUUCCCCAAACAGGUUCCUAGAUACGGGGGUGGUGCAUCAGCACCGAUGAUGAAAUGUAGUCCUGGCGAAAUUAGACUACAGAGCGUCAAGGAUCUAUCGCCCUUGACACAGGAUAUUGCCAAGUUCCCUGGACCGCUCAAGUCUAAAAGCAAGAAAAAGGAAAUCUUGACUUGGUUGGGACGCAAGACCGAGUCCUUGGAGGCGCAGCUUAAAGAUCCGGCAUUGGAACACUCCUCGACCGAGGCCGAUAUCAAACGUCUGGAAGACCGAGCACUUCUUUGGAAACUACUUUCUACCCUCGUGGAGCACGAUGGCCGACUUGAGGGGAGUGCUGCGGAAGCUACGGUCAAGAAACUUCUUGCACCAGAAGAUCCAAAUGCAGCGGAUGUGGAGCCAUCUUAUUCCACAGCUGCAGACAUUGUUGGACGUCCACGAUCAAAUACUUCCAGUCUCCAGGCAGAGCCUACUGACCCGAGAGCCGUCGAGGCUCUGCAAAACAUGCUCAUCAAGGGUGACCGAGAGAAGGCUGUUUGGCACGCGGUCGACCAACGACUAUGGGGUCACGCCAUGCUCUUGUCAUCCACCUUGAGCAAAGAUAUUUGGAAGCAGGUUGUGCAAGAGUUUGUGCGCAAGGAAGUCAAGAAGAUUGGCCAGAGCAACCAAGCACUGGCUGUUUUGUACGAAGUCUUCGCAGGCAACCAUCAAGAUUGUAUCGACGAACUUGUCCCUGCAUCGGCUCGCGCAGGCUUUCAAAUGGUCAGCGCUGAUGGGGCUGGAGCUACACAGAAUGCCUUGCAGGGCCUGGAAAAAUGGCGCCAGACUGUCGCCUUGAUCAUGAACAAUCGUAGCGAGGGCGAUGCAGCGGCACUGCUGUCUCUGGGUCGGCUUCUUGCGCAGUACGAUCGUAUCGAAGCUGCGCAUAUCUGCUUCAUCUUCGCCCGUUCUAUAUUGAACAUCAGCGGUGUUGAUGAUCCCCAGGCCGAUCUCGUUCUGAUUGGUGCUGAUCAUCGGAAAAACCCGUUGGAGCUUGGUAUUGAUCUGGAACCCAUUUUGCUCACCGAAGUGUUCGAAUUUGCCAUGUCAUUGUCGUUGCCAGGGGGUGCACAUAUCCUUCCGCAUCUGCAAAAUUACAAACUUGCACAUGCAUAUCAGUUGGCUGAAUACGGAUACCGGACAGAGGCACAAUCAUACUGUGAUGCUAUUGCAGCGGCGAUGAAAGCGACGACGAGAAUUUCUCCAUACUACAGUGCAAGCUUCAUCGCUAGCCUGGACGACUUGAGCAAGCGUCUAUCACAGUCCCCCAAGGAUGGGUCCUCAUCAUGGAUUUCAAAGCCUAGUAUGGACAAGGUUGGCAGUUCGUUACUAUCCAAGUUCAACAGCUUCAUUGCUGGUGACGCAGAGGAUGCGGCAACGAGCAGUCAAGGAGGCGGCGAAGUUGGGCCGUUUGCCAAGAUUGCCGGUGGCAGUCAAGGACCAACACCUUCUCAGUCGAAUUCAGAUCUUUAUGCCGCCUAUGCUGGCUUCGGUGCGCCAGCCCAGUCCGCUGUCGGAAACUCAAAAUAUGCACCAUCGAACGCCUAUGCGCCAAGAACAUCAUCAGAACAACACCGAUCUCGCUAUGAACCUGGCGGUCGACCUUCUUUAGACUCUGUAGAUGGCACAGGCAUGCGUACUGUAUCUGAGGGUUACUCGCCAUCAACACCCGGCUUGGGUCCAUACAGUCCGACGCAGUCCCAACUAAGCCCCCCUCGUGGGCUAGCCAAGGCGCAAUCCUACUCCCCUCUUCGAGCUGAGCAUAACAUGUCUCAGCCUUCAUACGGCAGUCCCUACAUGCCCACGCCCCCAGUAGGAGAGUCAGCGUCGACUCCUGGACAGAAUUUCCUCCAACCUGGAGCAAGCUUCGAUGAGCCAGCGUCCGCAGCAGAUGGACAGUCCUACAGUGGGUAUGAGCCACCUUCGAGUACCUUUGAACCGCCCUCAUACCAGCCCUACAAUCCGGACGACGACGAUGAGAGAGAAGAUCAGCAAAAGCAGGCAUUAUCAAAGAAGAAGUCCUUCAUGGACAUGGAUGAUGACGAUGAUGAUCUCGCGAAACGCGCUUCAGCCCUCAAGAUCAGCGGCGGCAAAUCCGAAGCUGAUAGGAAAGCUGAUGAAGCCUUCCGUAAGGCCGCCGAAGCAGAUGCACAGCGUGACAAGGAAAGUGGUGGAAAGAAAGGAGGCUGGUUCGGAGGCUGGUUCAAGAAGGACGCCGCUGCAGGACCUGGGCCCAUCAAGGCCAAACUGGGUGAAGAGAACAGCUUCGUCUACGACCCCGAACUCAAAAAGUGGGUGAACAAGAAGGGCGGCGCAACAGAGACCAAGACCGCAGCCACGCCACCACCUCCACGUAGCAGUCCUGCUGGGUCCCGCAGCGCCUCCGGCAGUGCAGCACCACCCAUGGGUCCCCCCAGUGGCCCAAUGCGACCACCAACCUCCAAUCCCGAACCUCAACGGAGUUCGUCGAUGCCGCCUGGUAUGGCGCUUCCUGGAUCGAGAGCGUCGACGCCAGGAUUACACGACAUGGGAUCCGAUGUCGAAGGGCCGCCCAAGCCUCCUGCCCUUGCGCGACCCUCAUUUGGAGCCGCAUCCGGUCCGCCAUCGCGGCCUGGCACGAGCAUGAGCAAUGCAAGUAGCAUUGAUGACUUGCUGGGCGCACCGCAGGCGCGAAAGGGGCCCGGGGCGAAGAAGAAGAAGGGAGGACGCUAUGUGGAUGUCAUGGCGCAGGGAUCGUGA